CCCGCGGCCGCGCCGGGCCGGCGGGAGAAGCUGCUCCCUCUCCCCAGGGCACCGGCCGGUUGCGCCCUGUCAGUUGUUUCCUGUGUGGAGGAGAAUAGGCAUUUCCUGUGCUCCCUACAAGUGAAUCUUUGCAAGAACUUCUUUUUCUUGGAAAAUGGGAGCCUGGCUUGGAGGAGAUGCAGUACAGAGGCCCUAGCAGAAGCUCAAAAUGGAUGACUUCUACUGAUGCUUCUUGACAAUUUCAUCUCCUCUUUUCCUGUUUGAGAUGGCUGAUACGAUCAUCAGGAAAAAUUUCUAAACUAAGCCUGAGUGACGACGUCUCUUUCCCCUAACUCCUCUUUUCACAAAUCUGCAAACCAUCAGACAAAAUGAGCAGUCCACUACAAGAGGAGUCUGCAGAGCCCCAGAGCUCAGAUGAGCUUGAGUGCAAGAUCUGCUACAAUCGCUACAACCUGCGACAGAGAAAACCAAAAGUGCUGGAGUGUUGUCACCGAGUAUGUGCCAAAUGCCUCUGCAAGAUCAUAGACUUUGGCGAUUCUCCUCAAGGAGUCAUAGUUUGCCCAUUUUGCAGGUUUGAAACAUGCCUGCCAGACGAUGAGGUUAGUAGUCUUCCCGAUGACAAUAACAUCCUUCUGAAUUUAGCUUGUGGGGGAAAGGGAAAGAAGUGCCUACCAGACAACCCAACGGAACUGCUGCUGACUCCCAAAAGGUUGGCGUCUCUGGUUAGCCCUUCUCACACCUCUUCGAAUUGCCUGGUUAUAACAAUCAUGGAAGUACAAAGAGAGAGUCCCCAGACUCUGAACUCGACACCCGUGGUGGAAUUUUACAGGCCUACGAGUUUUGACUCUGUUGCAACUGUGUCCCACAACUGGACAGUGUGGAACUGCACAUCCUUGCUCUUCCAGACCUCAAUUCGGGUGCUAGUUUGGUUGCUGGGGUUGCUGUACUUCAGUUCUUUGCCUUUAGGGAUUUACUUACUGGUAUCUAAGAAAGUCACCCUUGGGGUUGUCUUCGUAAGCCUUGUUCCCUCGAGCCUUGUUAUUCUCAUGGUUUAUGGCUUUUGCCAGUGUGUUUGCCAUGAAUUUCUAGACUGCGUGUCUUCUUGACAACAAAUGCAGUGAAAUAAGGUACACUGCCACAUGUGUAGCAUAGUUGAUUUAGCCUGUCUUUAUCUUCUUAUUUAUUUUUAUCAUUGACCAUCCCACUGAGUGAAAGCAGUGACCCAUGUUAUGCGGUUCUUUUUACAAUUUGAUUAUUUAUUGUUUUCUCUUUAUUUUCCUUUUAGCUAAGUAAUGACAUAAAAUUUCCAUGUUUUAAAGGGCUGGGUUGUAGAAAGGGGUAAUGGAAAAUUGCCAAACUUGGUGUCUGCUGCUGCUGUUCAAAUAAGUAGCCCCUUGCUUUUUGUUGGCUAGAUCGUGCAAUAUGAGGGUGCAGGAUCUGCCUUAGGAGAAGUUAGUAUAACAGGCACCUUCCAGUUCAAUGUGUAGCAUCUCUUAAUGCAGAGAAUCUCGUGCUCUGGGAUAUCUGUUAUUUCUGGUAGCAAAUGAAAUGAUUUAGUUAAUAAGAAUAAGACAAGUUAACGUUUGCUCUUUCCAGUUCUUGUUACAGCAAAAAUAUUUGUGGGGUGCCCAGUGGUCACAGAUUUUUGGUGUUCUACAGCAUGAGGAACCUUUUCCUCAUGCUAACAACACAUCUCCAAAACACUUUCCCCAUGCACUUUGCUUGUCCAAUAGUUGCAGCUUCAUCUCCUGCAAUGGAUUACUUCCAUUAGCCACGUUUGUUCUCAUCUAGGUGCACUAAAUAAGUAUGUGUAACUCUUAGCUUCCUUUGAGAGUUCAGAGAUCUGCAAACUACUCUGGUUGUGUCCCAUAAUGUUUACCUUCACUCCAAGCAUUUCCACCACCACACCGCAUUUCCAACCUUUUAGUUCCUGCAACAAAAGCACGCCUACAUUUAGGCAGCUACACUGGAAAAUCUUGCCUAUGUGACUUUAGCUGUAAUCAUAGAUCUUUUUGCCUGAUUGUGAGGAUGUGGACUUUCACUGCCUAACACACGUUUCAGAAAAAUUCUGAAAUGAUUAAUAUGUGAGGGGGGGGUUCUGCUUUUUAGGGUGCUUUUUUGUGUUUUUGUUUGUUUGUUUGUUUUCCAAUUCCACAGGAUAAGCACUGUGAUAAGUUACUAUUGCUCUGGGAAGGAUUCUGUUUUAUGCGUAGUCCUUCAAAAUAUUUAACACUCUGAACUCCCUCUGUCACCAUUGUGAGUUGAUGGCACCCCAGCUGUGGCAAUUAGUGCAACUUGACUCUGUUGAAUUCAGAGGAAUUAGUGGCGAUUUACUAUUCCAUAAAUACAAUCAGGCCCUACGAGGUUUGCUUCUACGCUGUGUGGUUGAGGCUAAAUUUUCAACUACUGGAAGAGCACAAAAAUAAGAAAUGUUUAAUAUUUGUGUUUAUGACUAAGUCUGGUCCACGCCGCAGCUGCAGCCUGGUUUUCCUGUGCACAGCAGAGUGAAAAAUGAGAAGCAGCAGAUGAUCAGUGGAAGCACAGCUUUCGGAUCAGGCACGAACUGGAGCGACCUCAAGGCGCAGUAAGGGGAAGAUGGGUUGGUUGCAGGAAGGCUGACUGGAUGGCCUAACAAUGUGUUCUUAACAAAAUGACUUCGGUAAGAGUAGAAGAUGUUGAGGGGGAAAAGGAGAGCUUAAGUGGUGGCUGUGUCUAUCAAGAGGGUCUGAAGUCAAAUCAGUCCAAUUUUUGUAGCUGGCACAGAUAACACCUAUGGUUUCAUUGCUAUUUGAAAUCGUAGGAGAAAUGUGAAAUGUGAAGGUCCCGCUUUUCUUGACACUCAAGUUUAUAAUAGUGCAUAUAUGUGUGUGUAUGUAUAUAUGGACACAUAUGUAAGAAGAAAACCUAUAGCAAAAUUAUAGUUUUCAAGUGUGUGGAGUUGCAGAGCUUUGUAUUGAAUGAUUAAAGGAAAUGUUUCCAACUUCUCUGUCAUCACUGGAUAACGAUUAGAACUAAAACAUUUUCAGAAUUCCUAGAAAUGACUAUUCCUAAGUAAUUGUUUUGAUGUUUGUGGUAAAGCAUAUAGAGUUAGAAGAGCUGUGUUCCCCAAUCCCCGUAUACUGCAAGGUUUGACUCAUCUAUGAAUUCAUAAAUUUCCAAUCUCCAACAAUAAUCAUGUCAAAAAAGCAAGAAAGAUAGAAAUCUAUGUGGUUUAAUGGUACUUCAUAACUUUGGGAGAAGAUGUAUUUGUGUGUUAGGGAUUUAUGUGAUUUAGGGUAUGUUCAAUUUGUCUGAAUAUGAUAUCUUUAAUAAAGGGCUGGCUAA
Messenger RNA from Centrocercus urophasianus (Greater sage-grouse), 3324 nucleotides. It is a transcript of the gene RNF182, whose product is annotated as ring finger protein 182. NCBI's taxonomy places the organism in Eukaryota, Metazoa, Chordata, Aves, Galliformes, Phasianidae. The transcript has 3 exons. The coding region runs from base 369 to 1106 and encodes 245 amino acids. The record is from RefSeq and is a predicted model, not a curated record.